Molecule: messenger RNA, 198 nt
Organism: Racocetra fulgida
Lineage: Eukaryota; Fungi; Glomeromycota; Glomeromycetes; Diversisporales; Gigasporaceae
Source: the annotation of a GenBank genome assembly
AGCGACGUUCUUCAUUAUAUUGGUACUAUGGAAAUAACAGCUUUAUUACUAGUUUUAUAUUUUAAAAUUUAUUUUAUUAAAAGAAAUAAUAUUAACUUUUACUUUACUUACUACAAGGUUAAUUCCGUUAAUUCUGUUAAUUCCGUAAAAACCAAUUCCCAACAAAUUAACACAGUAGCGAUUUCAAAUGAUUCUUAG